Molecule: messenger RNA, 7011 nt
Organism: Sclerotinia borealis F-4128
Lineage: Eukaryota; Fungi; Ascomycota; Leotiomycetes; Helotiales; Sclerotiniaceae
Source: the annotation of a GenBank genome assembly
AUGGCACCUCGGCCGAGACCUUCCAGGAGGUCUUCGCUUGCAAGACGUUCUCAAAUAAGACGUUCUGGCAUUUAUGGAAGUGUCGCCAGACCUUCUGUUCGGGGAGACAGUAUAAAAGAGCCAGCCAGUACUGUUACUCAGGAGACGAUCUUGGAAACAAUUGGUGAUUUCUCGGAAGCCAGAUCAUCUACCACAACAGUUGCUUCAACGAUAAAAGGAACUUCGUUGAACCAGACACGCUCCCGAGCUUCUACACAUGUUUCCUCAAUAUCUGGUACUACAAUCGAGGGAUCUUCGAGUCCCACACGAGAGCAGAAGGAGGCCCAAAAAAAGGCAAUUAGAGAGGCACGCAAGAUUAAUUCCAAUCUGGACCCGCAAUUUGCGUACCUUCCAAAAGGGCUCAACAAUAAAAUCAAGGAGAGAGACCCGUUAAAAGCGAAACUGAGGAGAUUAUUUAGACCCAAGAAAAAGAAGGUUCAUAAACCGUUGGACCGAAGUCAGCCAGUGCCGACCCCAAGACUAGGCUACAGAUCUGAUCGCCCCACACCAGCGCCAGCGCGGUACAUCCCGCCUAUUGCACCUGCUAGGGGUUUGGAUGGGAAGAUAGAACUAGACAAAACGGGAGCAAGCUUGGGAGGCGACUUUCAAGCACUAGCAGAGACAGAAAAGGAGCGAGUGAAGCACAUCGAACAGGUACAGGCGCAACACGAACUCAGGAAGGCAACUGAACAGAGAUUGAGGUUGGAGGGAAGACAGCAGUUCUCUGACCAAAGAAUUGGCAGAGCACCUCCCAUCACUCGAAAGGCGCGCCUCGAGCCUGUAUUGCAACGACAAUUGAGGACCACUACCAAGUCUGCACUUCUCAACGUUACUGCAAUUCCGACCAUCCCUGAGGUGAGCGCUCAAGAAGUUUUGCCCACAGAACAAGCAAGACCACAUAUUUGGAACCAUGCUUUUGAAAAUUUGACGCAGAGCCCUCGACUGAAUGACAGCAACGAAACUUUGAAAGAAGAGACAUUGAGCCAGACCACGCCUCAUUCGUCAGAGGAAAUUCUGUCAUCCAUGAAACCGAUGCACUCAAGCAAGCCAACCUCCUCAAAAAAGCCGCGUCGAAAGCUGUCGGUCACGUUUGCGGAAUCAGUUGAAUCAUUUACCAUUACAAGCACAGACUAUGAUAUUUCGAUUACUCCAGAGCUUGACAGUAACGAUACUGAUUGCAAUAUUGUAACAACGGGCACUAUGAUUGAUUCCGACCACUCAUAUGCAUCUCAAAUUGGCUCUACCAAUCAUUUAAUACAUAGGAGUUCGCCCAUAGGGCACUCAAGGACAAGGUCCAAAAGAUCAGCCAUUCAUUUUGAAGAUGGUAUCCAGGAGUUGGUGGAUGCUGAAAUCAGAGAGGUGGAAAUGGCAAAAGUUCAAAUGAAGGAUAAUUCAUUGCAAGGCCAGCUUACAGCCCCCCAUAAAGAUAAAACCAUAGCAAUUGAGAGCUCUGAGGGUAUUGUUCAAAGUACUUCUAGCCAGACAAGCUCUUUGAACGACUUGUCAACUGUUCCUUUUGAGGAUGGUGUGAAUGAGGAUAGUGUGAAAGAAGAUAACCUGGAGGCUAGAGGCUCGGCGUCGUUGCUGCGUAUAGGAAAUUUGCUUAAACAAGCUAGCUUAGCAAGAGAUCCUCGAGGAAUAGAUUCCCGCACUGCCUCUUAUGAUACAACCACUAACUUUUUACUUGUAUCCAAUACACCAACACCACCAGUCCCCACAAAGUCAAUUCUGCGACAAAUUUCUCAACCCCAUUUAUUUUCUGGUCCAGUCAACAAUACUUUAGUCCUCAAUACUCCAAUCAACAGUACUCCAUUUACCAUUGCCAAAGAUCUUUCUGAGGUUAAAAGGCUCAAGGAGCUACAUGAAGAGAAAAUGAAGUUUCUGAAAAAGAAAAAACAUGAACAUCGCCAGACCAUGGAUGCUUUGAAAGACCCUGGUCCUGGUCCUACUUCAAACCCAUUGUCCAAAGCACGAUCCAAAAUAUCCACUUUGUUUGGUAGCUCGAAAACAUCAAAAGAGGUACCAGAAGAGAGAGGGGAGGAAGAAGUAGAGGAAGAAGGAGAGGCGGAAUUAAAAGAGGAAGAGGAAAAGGUUUUGUUCAAUGUUGUUUCAAAAUUUGAGGACCAAGAUACUUUGACUCAGAAGGCAGUUGACAAUUACGAACGUCACGACAAUCCUCACUGGAAAAAGAGAGAAAGUUACACUGGCUCAUUCAAUUCUCAUUACGAGGAAAUACGAGAUAGCCAUACACCAAAUACCCAAAAGGAGAAUCAUAAGUCAAGCUCAUACCUUGACAAACUUACACCUUCACAAAGGUUCUAUUACGAUUGGAGCCUUCGAAAUUACUCAGAAGAAUACCUCGCUACAGAGACUCACGAGGAAUUUCUAGAGCGUGCCUCGAAAGAAGAGGAACAAUCAAAUCGGGCAAACGAAGCUGUAUUGGCUGCAUAUCAACUUGUCUUGGGGGAAUUUGAUGAAGAGUUUGGUCACCAAGACCGUGCGAAUUCUCACGUGACAAGUGGCGCACUGCCACUUUCUGCCGAGGAACGUGUCUCUGAUUUACCCAAUCCUCCAGCGAAGGCUUCUGCAAACGCCGAAGCUUCUACUUCUAGGAGAUCCAAAGUCUCAAAGGAACUUCCUCCUUCGCUUUCUUACGCGGGCUCUCGUGAAUCGUCGACAAAAGAGCAAGAACGGUUGAUUUCGACCCCACAGACUUCCCAGCCUCAACCAACCUCCACCACAUCCAAUUCUUCAGCUACAAGAUACAAUCUUUCUGGUGGUAAAUCUAACCUCCGCGAAUCGCAAAAUUCAGUUGGGUAUAAAGAUCGAAAACCGUCUCCAUCCAGUCAUCAAAGACCAAAAGCUGCGAAAAGCCAAGAUUUUGGUGAAGUUGGCCGACCCUCAAACAGACAAUUCACUGCGCCUCAACGAAUUGAAGCUGCUCCAAGUCGCCUUUCACAACGAGUCUCAUCAAACACUUUAGACAGUAGACAAUUAUCUAGGGAAGAACCAAGUAAUUGGAUCAGUUCUGAUACGCUUCUUGAACUGCCUGACGAAGAGGGUGAUCCAGAGUUUGCCCUUCGUGCAUAUUUCGAAAUCCUCAAUUCCGAGAAACCUCCUCAGAAGAAGACUGCAAUUACGCAAGGAGCUGAAUUGAACAAAGAUUCGGUAUUGCAAGCUACACUUACAAGCAGGCUUACAACGCGUCACCCAGAUCCUUACCCUGUACCCACUGUCGAAGUAGCCGAAGCACGCAAAUCUCUUCGGGAAUCUCAAGCUGUCCAAGAGUCCCAAGCUGUUCAAGCAUCUCAAGCUGUUCAAGAAUCUCAACCUCCUCCAGUUCAAUCUCAGGAAGAUCAAAAGCAGGCUAAAAUUGCACGCGCGCUUUCAAGACGUCGACCGGAUCCUAAUCCAAAAGAAACCGCUCGCCUCAGGUACCUUAUCCUGAGUACCAGAAAUAGGAAUACUCUUGAAGAAGAAGAAUUCAAAGCUCUUUGUGCAGCACGCGAUCCAGAGGGUAAUCUUCGUCAGCAGCCUGAGUCCGACGAAAAUCAAACUUCAGUCCCUGCCAUUGAAAGUCGCAUCUCACGCAGCCAACUUGCACGUCGACCAGAUCAUAAUCCAGAAGAUACCGCUCAAAUCAAACGAGUAUUUCAGGGAUCCAAAGAAACUUUCAAAGGGAACGAAGCACGCCAAGCUACCAAGGAAUUGCAAGUACCUGCUGCUUCUACAUUCGAACCUGCUAGAGGACUGCAAGCUCCUACUGCACUCAAUCCCAACAGAGAAUUGCAUGCUCUUGCUGUACCCGGUUCUGUCGAACGUGAUAGAUUGUUUGUGGAUAGAGCUCGACAACAUACGUACGAGCUGCAAAGUAACCGCAACAUUUCCACCGGCUCUCCAGUAUCCAGAGGUGCACGUACUUUCGGCUUUGAUUCCUUACUUAACGCUCCCGAGCGAAGUCUCACCACUCCUGUAGGUCAACUAGCAUAUCGUUCACAAUUACCUCAACCUGGAGGUAGCAGAGCACAGAGAUCUCCUUCUGGCUUGCGGACUCCACAGAACUGGUCGCAAAAUAGCUCGCCAACGAACCAAGAGUCACUUACAAACUCGCGCCUUCGACAACCAUCUUCUUCGAGUCGGCAGUCAAGUACUGGAUCCCACAGCUCACAGAAUACAUCAGUUACAUCAAGACAAUCCACUUCUGUGCCACGCAGCAGUUCGCAAACAACCGCAAGCAGACAAGGAAGCUCCUCUGGUUCUCGUAUUCCGGUUCCAGGAAUAAACGUUACGCCUGGAAGUCCAAUCCUACCACCGAGCAACCUUUCUUUUUUAGGCGUUAGCCUCAUAGCUUUAGGAGCCCAUUUCGCCGAAAUGGACAAACUCCAGGUCAGAAUCACCGAAUCACUUUCGGUCAAGGCCAAGGCUAUUGAGGAUGCUCGGCAAAUGCAAGCUUCAGUUAUUGAAGCCGCAAUCAAAGCAAGUAAAGAACCACCAAAGUACGCGUUAGUAGAAUUAAUUGGAAAAGGAAGUUUUGGGCGUGUUUAUAAAGGAAAGGAUAUGGUAUCGGCUGCCAUCGUGGCUGUGAAGAUCAUCGACAUUGAGGAGAGUGAUACGAUCAACCCAAAGAAUGCCAAUUCCUAUGCCGAAUUCUUAAAAGAAAUUACCGCUCUGAAGACUUUAAGUGAAAAUAAAGCCCGGAACAUCAAUCAUGUCAUUGAGGCUUUGCCCGUUGGCCAAGCCAUGUGGAUGAUUACAGAAUAUUGUGGUGGAGGAAGUGUUGCUACUCUGAUGAAGCCUACCGCUCCUGGUGGCUUGCAAGAGAAAUGGAUUGUACCAAUUCUUCGUGAGGUUGCCGAAGCUAUAAAAUGGGUACACGGGGUUGGUAUCAUACAUCGAGAUAUCAAAUGUGCGAAUGUCCUUAUUACUGAGGAAGGAGCAGUUCAACUCUGCGACUUUGGUGUUGCUGGAACUAUGGAGACAAAGGUUGAUAAGAGAUCUACCGUUAUUGGCACACCCCAUUGGAUGGCACCAGAGUUGUUUGAUGCUGUCCCCAGCUAUGGCAAAGAAGUUGAUAUUUGGGCUUUCGGAUGUAUGGUCUAUGAAAUCGCCACUGGUCUUCCGCCUAAUGCCAUGAGUCGACUUCCUUUCGAUCGUCUUGGUUCCCUUAUAAAACAACAUGCUCCGCGACUUGAAGGAGGGGAUUAUUCUGACGAUUUACGAGAUCUUGUAGCAUUUUGUUUGGAAGAAUUUCCAAGCGAACGUCCUUCAAUUGACCGAGUUCAAAAUCAUCGCUACCUUCUCAACACUAGUACAAAAUACCCUAUGUCUUCACUAUCUCAUCUCGUUAGAGCAUUCAAGUUGUGGGAGGAUCACGGAGGAAGCAGAAAAUCACUGUUUAUGUUGGGUGGUGCGCAAGCACCUUCGGAGUUCUCUUCAAUGGUAUUGUCUGACGAUGAAUGGAAUUUCAGUACUACCGCCGCUUUCGAACAAGAAGUUAGACGCGAAUCAACUGCUCAAGAUGUCUACGAUGUUUAUGGCUCAGGUGUUGAUUUUGAUGCUGGUUUUCCUCAAGAGACUGCACGUCCACCACGACAAAAGGGACGACGUCGACCUCCGCCAGAAGCAUUAGCACCACAUCGUGGUCCGCUGGAAAAGAUAUUCGAUCCAAAUACUCUUUCAAGCUAUGAAGAUAACAGUAGGAAUCACUAUGGCCGACCAUUUCAACCACCAGCUUCAGACUUACCGCCCGUGCCAUCUCGUUCGGACUUGCCUUUACGUGAUGAUACUGCACAAACAUCUAUCAGAGAUACAAUGAUUGAUCUCGGAGGACACGAUGUAGAAACUGGUAUAUCUGUAUUCCCGGAUAUGGAUACUAUCAAGGCUGGGAGACGUGUACGAGAAGAAGUCGAUGAAGAUUAUAUGACAACAUUACCUGAUUUCAGUCGACCAGCACUUAGCGAUCCAGCCGAUAUCAAUCCCAAUCGUCUUACUCAAGACUGGAAAUUUCCUUCGAUGGUACCGCCUGCAUCAGCAGACCCAGAAGUCUCCAGGUUUCCUUCAACUUAUGAGGUGCCAAAGCCAGCUUUUACUCCAGGAGUUGGUGGUCGCCCUGCACUCAUUCAUCAUCCUACUGAGCCUCUAGGUGCAUUUGGUGGCGGUCUUCCUAGUUCAGAACUGUACAACGGAAUGUCACGUGUAUCCGUUCGAGAAUCCCUUAUUGACCUAGAUAUGAGCAUGCCGGAUCCGAUACCUGCUUUCAACCCCGACUUUGGCCGACCUUCGACAGCAGAUUCUGACGCUGUUUCGAUUUUAAGCGAUUCGGGACAAGCCUUAACAUCUUCUACGGUCAACCCAUUUGAACUCGAACGUCAUGCUUCAUUAUAUCAACCUACUUCUCACGAGCGUGAGCCUUCAUUGUACCAACCUACUUCCCACGAGCGUGAGCCUUCAUUGCAUCAACCUACUUCCCAUGAGCGCGAGCCUUCGAUCUAUGUCACUGAAGAAAUGGGAUCUUUCUCGGCUACUGCUCCUUGUCCUGAGAAUUCGCCACGUCCACUUCGCGCUGAUCGACCUCCUCGUCUUCGAACUGGCAAUGCUCUUCGUGAUAUAGCUGAUAUUUCUGAUUUCUCCGACUCAGCCGCUGAGAGCACUCUGGGUUAUAGUACUGAUACCAAUGACACGGAUUCUGACUACGCAACUGCUUCAACGCAACCUACUCCACAAUCCGCACGACCUCGCGACCCAAACGCUCCAUAUACAAUGGCACACUUCCCUAAUCUACCUGCUGCUCCUUCAGUACGUGCAUUAACAGGUGAAGCAGCCCACGAAGAAAUGGCUUUCGAAAUGUCAAGAAUGUUAACUGGUCUAACCGGUCAACUUGAAGCCUUCCGCGACGUCUACGGCUCUGAAGAUCUUGCUCGCAGAUCUAAUCAGCGACGUGAACGAAGAGAUACUGGGGGAAAUGGUGUUUAG